Molecule: messenger RNA, 1310 nt
Organism: Liolophura sinensis
Lineage: Eukaryota; Metazoa; Mollusca; Polyplacophora; Chitonida; Chitonidae
Exons: 6
Coding region: 133-603 (156 amino acids)
Source: RefSeq, a predicted model, not a curated record
AUAACGGGUUAACUGCGCAGUCCAAACACUACAGGCCCACAGCACAUUUCCUUACAGACUGCAUGUGACUGACAUGUGUUCUUCUCUGAUAUACUCUUUAAUCUGAACGUGCUUGUACACUUGGACAUUACAAUGGAAAGGCCAAUACUAGUUCACAACUUUUCCAGAAAUCAGUUUUCGGUACCUCCCAAAAAUUGCCGUCCGAUGUCUGCGUUUCCAAACUCCUGGAAUGUUAUUAAGACUGACCUUCAACAAGACCACAACAAUGUGUUAUAUGAACUGAUGUUUAAACAUGGUCGACAGUUGGAACAGUUUCCAUUUUCCUUUCCACGUCCUCCACGACUGCAGGUUGGCCACGAAACAUCAAAGCUUGGAAAUGCAUGGCGUUGUGAAAAUAAAGCUUUUAGACAAAUGCAUUGUACGUCGGCCAGGACCCCACGCAGACGUCUGUUCAACACACCUAGCACCAUUGAACAGAGUGCUGACCCGUCGUCAUCUCGCCAAUUGGCACACAGGGAGCGGAUAAAGAGGGCGAGAUCAGCCCCACCUAUGAGGUUUUACCACACGGUAUCAUCAGAAUCCGUCCAGGCAAUCAGAUAUUGAAAACUCUCUGGAAUGUCGCUGAAGUGACGUGAACAGGGUGAAGAGCCCCUCAGUGUACAAGGCAAGCCGAGUCCGUGGAUGUACUGGUCGUUUAUAUGGACAUAUUUGAUAUCAUCGUCAAAUGGCUGAGUUACAGUAUUUAAUACUGAGAUAUAUAUGAAGCAUGUGAAGCUCGUGAACAAUGGGGUGAUAUAGAACAUACACUUGGAAGUAUGGAUUAAUGCUACAUGUAUAAUAUAGGCAGCGAUCGUGUCGAAAGUUCAUUGAUUGACGAAUUUAAGACACGUAUUUUGUGCAUUUUACUGUACAUCAUUUCCUGUGUAGAAAUGUGAAGAUAUGCCUUAUUAGUAGUGAUGGUAAGUCUUGGAGAAAAUAUCAUAUUCUAUUACAUACAUAAAUGAAACUGAAAUUUGUGGCAAAACAUAUUCUUCCAGGGCCAGUGAUUUUAAAUGGCAGGCACUUGGCGCAGAAACGGAAAAUCUUGCCUAAUUACAUUAUUUUGUAAAUGUUGUCAAGUGUCUUUAAAAGCAGAAAGAGUUCAAUUUUCGCUGCCUAUCAUGACUCUUACAACGCAAAGACAUAGGAAGCCAAAGAGCUGACAGCUUUAUAGAAUCUCGGCAACCAGAGAGGCAACAUUAUCUAUCAUGUUAUGAACAGUGGUUCGCACUUUAAAGCUGGUCACGUGUCUGUUCUGGAAAUAAAGCCGA